Molecule: messenger RNA, 381 nt
Organism: Necator americanus (New World hookworm)
Lineage: Eukaryota; Metazoa; Nematoda; Chromadorea; Rhabditida; Ancylostomatidae
Exons: 1
Coding region: 1-381 (126 amino acids)
Source: RefSeq, a predicted model, not a curated record
AUGACCGGGGACCCGAAACUAGGACUCAAUAUUAGUGGAGAUAAAACAAGCGGAGAAAGAACUAGUGGAUUAAAGAGGCCGGGAGAAAGAAUGUAUGGUACCAUCAAAAGUGGACUGAGAAUAGCAGGACUAAAAAUUCCUGGGCUCAACACAAAUGGUGACAUUGUGACAGGUGAUAAAAUUAUGGGAACGAAAGAGAACGGUGAAAGAAUAAUGGGACACAGUGCCCAAGGUGAAGCGAUGAGAGCAGAAAACAACCACGGUGACAGAAUUAAUGGUCCGAUAAUUGUUGGAGACGAUACGAAUGUUGAAAGUAUCACUGGUGAAAAUAUCGAGUUCACAUUGAUUAGAGGUUGGCCUAAAAGUAGAAGAAUCAGCUGA